AUGUUUCACCACAGGGAGGCAGCCCAAGCCAACAGGUCCAUUACUGAGAGAGGAGAGGAGAGAGGGGCAAGUAGAGCAAGAGGCGGGGCUUUGGCUGCGGGCGGACUGCGGCAGCAACACGAGUGGUGUGACCCUUUUGAGAGGGCAGGCCACCUAUCACAGAGCGGCUCAGGGGAUGCAACAGUAAUCCAGGAAAAAACACCAUUGUUAGUGGGAUAUUUGCUGAAGUGGGACCUACCUCCAGCCAGCUCUGAGUAUCCCGCCAAGACACGUCCCAAGGAGCACCGCACUCAUUAA
This is a messenger RNA of Knipowitschia caucasica, 297 nucleotides long. The record is from the annotation of a GenBank genome assembly. Lineage: Eukaryota; Metazoa; Chordata; Actinopteri; Gobiiformes; Gobiidae.